Penicillium paradoxum is the source of this 1728-nucleotide messenger RNA. Its product is annotated as TRAPP trafficking subunit Trs65 domain-containing protein. Gene Ontology annotation, cellular component: trans-Golgi network; TRAPPII protein complex. Lineage: Eukaryota; Fungi; Ascomycota; Eurotiomycetes; Eurotiales; Aspergillaceae. The transcript has 4 exons. Bases 1 to 1728 code for a protein of 575 amino acids. The record is from RefSeq and is a predicted model, not a curated record. Gene Ontology annotation, biological process: intra-Golgi vesicle-mediated transport.
AUGCCUGGUCUGGAGAUUCCGGGUGAAUUCUUGCGUCAUGCCGUUCUUGAUACUGUUGUGCCUCAUGCCCCUGCAUUCGAUAUUGAGAGUGCCCUCAGCUCAGCCCUAGAGGAUGGAGCUGAUGAUCUUCCCUCUGUUCUCUCAUCAAUCCCGCAACGUUCUCUAUUGUUUUUUGAUGAGUUUCUCACCGUUCGCAUAAUCUUAAGACUGUCUGAUUGCUCAGAGACGACCCUUAAACACUACUUGCCUCGACUUGAAAUCAAGCUUGAUGUCUUUGCCGUCGAUCCAGCAGAAUCUGUUGGUGAAAAUCCUACCCCAACCCGAGACAUCAUUUUCUCAGGAAUUGUGAGUGGGGAGGAAGAUCCACUUGUGAUCUUCAAUGAAUUUGAGGGUGAUGAGGGGAGUGGAAACCAUGUCUAUCUAGCUUGGAACAUUGAAACCAUACUGCGGCGCCCCCGUAUUCGAAUCCAACACCCGUCACUUUUAUUCAUUGCCUCUGCCUGUCUAAAUCCAGCUGACUCUUGUCGGCAAGAGGAUUUGGGGGAUGACUAUCUUCCCUCGCUCAUCCCAGCAUCAACAAAUAUGCUGCAAUCACUCUCUGCCGAUAAAUCUUUCAAUAACAAAGAGCCUUUCCUCCCUGCGUCCAGACUAUUGAGGGUUGUACCGACAACGCAUAACGAGGACCCGAUCUAUAAUAUCCAGCAACAACAUGGCCACCCCUUUCGUGUUGUACCUGCCGCGAGUGCAAGAAUUCGAUAUUCUCGGCUGAAUUCUUACACCGGCGUUCCAAUGACGGUCGCCAGUCUCGAUUUUGAGAUCACACCUUAUCUGGCUUGCGAGGUAUUGUUUGAUAAAGCGGAUCUUCACUUAUCUGAAGGAACGAUCGAGUCACUAUCAGACACCCCAGGCCUCACCCUCCCGAUUACUUGUCGUCCACGAGACGACGUGACCCUUAUGUACAAACUCACUCCAGACUAUGGCCCGGAGACUAAUCCAUCAUCUACUGCUCUGGUCAGUACACUGGAUAUAUCCCUGGAAGCAGUCAUUCUUGUUGAUGACGAUUGCAAUCCACGUAUCUCUAUGCAGUGGAGAACCAACGUCGAUUUUUCAGUCGCACUGAACCCGAAUUUUGGGGGGCCUAGCCCAGCGUUGCAAAGGAGCAACCGCCCUACUAGUCUAUCCGUGUCAACUCAGACAGGUGUGACACCCUCCAAUCGAACCUCAUUAAGAGAACGAGCUUAUUCGGUCACUGACGCAGGUGUGACAAUAUCCUUUUCGGGACCUGUUCGUGUGCAAGUCGGUACAGUCUUCUCCUGGGAUGUUUUCAUUGUCAACCGGUCAAAUGUUCCCCGCAAGUUUGCCUUAAUCGCUAUUCCUAAGCGAAAACGUGUGGAUCCGCGAGGACAUGUUGCUCGGCCUUCAUCGUCGUCGAUUACCAGCCGGAAGGAGGAUCAAGUAGCUGAAGCGGUGACUGACGACAACAUUGUGCAUGCGAGACAAAAGAGUGUUGCUGGCCAGGAAGUGGAGCUGAUUAGCUUGAGCACCGAUAUUCGUGUGGGCCCUCUUCUUCCAGGAACAUGUCAUUCGAUUGAACUCAAACUCCUUCCCUUAGCCACAGGCCCGCUUCACCUGGAGGCAGUCCGGCUUAUAGAUGUGAACACGAACGAAACGACAGAUAUUCGAGACCUUCCUGAUAUUUUGGCAGACGAUCAACUGCGCUCUAAUUAA